GUUCCCACCUCCACCACCACCACCACCACCCCUCGUUUCAUCAUCAUUAUGACCAUCAUCAGCCAACCCACGCAGGGAUUCUUCACUCUCACACCACCUUCCUCUUUCCACUGCUGCCGCUGGAGUCGCUACUGCUGUUGCUGCUGCUGCUUUCCUCUGCAACCUUUUCCUUUUCUGCUCUUUUCCACCACCUCCUCUUGCGUGCGCCUCCCGAGCUCCCAUCCUCCCCUCCCAAGUCUCCUCAUAUUCUCCCCCACUGCAAUCAUGAAGGGAACUUGUGUCCUGUCGGAUAUAUAUCGUGAGAUGAAGGUAAAAUUGCUCCUUUUCACUGCUUAAGUAGACUUGCUUGUCCCUCUUGAAGCGCAACUCUUCGCAAGAGCACCUGAAACAGAGAAGCAGGAAAAGAGAAGGUGAAGAAAGAUCGGAGGAAGACAUUAAAAGAUAUGGGUGUCGAUGUCAUCGUCUUCUUGUUCGGACUUAUUUACUCGGGAGUAGUCGCUAAAGGAUCAGAGGAUGGUCUGUCAUCCGGUCCAUCUCUCGCACGGACAACCGAUUCCAACAAAGAAAUGGUUUAUGAACCUGGAAAACAAUUCAACAGGUUUCUACUAGCUGAAACCGAGCUGCAAUCCUCGAAGACGAUGCCGGAAAUGGAUGUUGUCACUCCGAUAACUACAGUUCCGGUGCUCAACCCCACGAUCACCACCCCAACUACUACGACUCCCGACUACAAUCCAUUUCCCACAACAUCGACCACUCCGACUACGGACCCAUAUUCCACUCCGGCGAUGGUGACCCCAUCAUCAUCAUCGUCAUCCAGCCAAAGCUGGUGUGUUGCAAGCCAGACUGCAUCCAAGACUGGACUGCAGGUUGCUCUAGACUAUGCGUGUGGAUAUGGCGGCGCAGAUUGUUCGGCAAUUCAGGAAGGUGGCAGCUGCUACAACCCGAAUACAGUCCGUGAUCAUGCAUCGUAUGCAUUCAAUGAGUACUACCAGAAGAACCCAAUUCCUACCAGCUGUGAUUUUGGAGGAACAGCUGUGAUUACCAAUGUGGAUCCAAGUACUUCAACGUGUCAGCAUCCAUCAACAAGCACAAGCUCAUCUGUCCUCAACACGACUAUUCCUACUGGAUCAACAGUCUUCGGAUCUGUCCCUCCGGCAACAAGUGACUCCACCUUGAUGUUAAACGGCAUGACGCUUGUAAUCACCGUAACAUGUCUUGUGAUGUCACUCUUCUUCUCAAGUGUCUGCAAAAUAGACACCAAAGAUAUUCUGUAAUGAUUCCAAAGAGAAAUGGCUCGAUGGCCAUUGUUUGCUCCAGCACCAAUGGGUUCCCACAGCAAGGAGGCAAAGAAGCCCUCUUGAUGUCUCAUUCUAGGAGUGGAGAAGUUGACCGUGAAGUACUUUCUAGCAGAGCCCAAGGCCAGCAGAGUGUGUUACUCGAAAGCUUCCAGUAGCUAGCAGAGAUAGAUGAACAAUUAACUUCUUUUAGUGAAUUAUAGAACAGUUUUGAUUGUACUUCUUUCUUCUAAUGUGAAUAAGUAGU
Messenger RNA from Musa acuminata subsp. malaccensis (wild Malaysian banana), 1542 nucleotides. Its product is annotated as glucan endo-1,3-beta-glucosidase 3. NCBI's taxonomy places the organism in Eukaryota, Viridiplantae, Streptophyta, Magnoliopsida, Zingiberales, Musaceae. The record is from RefSeq and is a predicted model, not a curated record.